Messenger RNA from Fraxinus pennsylvanica, 555 nucleotides. NCBI's taxonomy places the organism in Eukaryota, Viridiplantae, Streptophyta, Magnoliopsida, Lamiales, Oleaceae. The record is from the annotation of a GenBank genome assembly.
AUGGAGCUUUGCUAUAGCGACACAACAAUUACUUCGUCUUCUUGUCCUUCCCCUCUUCCUCCGCUUCCAUCUCCGGUGGCCAGCCCUUGCGCCGCUUGCAAGAUAUUGCGGCGACGAUGUGUAGAAAAAUGUGUUUUGGCACCCUAUUUCCCUCCAAAUGAUCCACUCAAGUUCACCACUGCUCAUCGUAUUUUUGGCGCCAGCAAUAUAAUCAAACUAUUGCAGGAACUGCCGGAAACUCAAAGAGCUGAUGCCGUGAGCAGUAUGGUUUACGAAGCGAAUGCGAGGCUAAGGGAUCCAGUGUAUGGAAGUGCAGGAGCAAUUUCCCAACUCCAAAACCAAGUUAAUGAACUUCAACAACAGCUAGCAGUGGCACAAGCUGAGAUUGUCAAUAUGCAGUCUCAAAAAGAAAAUCUCAUGGCCCUCAUUUGCAUGGAAAAAUGGAACAAUAUAAUUCCUCACCAACACCAUUCCUAUGACAAUGGUUGCCAAACUAAUAUGAGCUUCCUGGAUGAAAAUCUUGGAUCAUUAUGGGAGCAUGUUUGGACACAAUAA